UUUAAUGGAACCUUCUCAGAUUCUGGUUCUUCUGCUAUUUGUGGCUUAACAGUGGCUGGUGAUAUUUCUCUUCACUGGGAUACUUCAUCUUCUUAUCAAGGGUUUGGCUCUCUACAAAGCUGUUGUUUUGGAUGGAGGCUUCUCAGGAUUUUCUACAGUUGCUCAACCGUGACUUAUCGUUGAAAAUUUUCUCGUAUUUGUAUGAACCAGCUGAUGUUUUUCUUGCUAGUUCUGUUUCGCAUUCUUGGCGCAAAUUUGUGAUUGCAAAUGGAGUCUCUAAGAGUCUUAGCUUAAGAUGCUGUCCAGAAACAUCAUGUGCUAUAAAAGCCAUUGAAGAUGACGAUAUAAUAGAGCCUUUGGAAGUCGAGACCAACGGUAGUGUGGAAAUGGAGAAGUUGAAGAAAAACCAUCGAGUCUAUGCCUUCCUAGCACGACGUCUACAUUACUAUGUGACAAGGGAUUGCAUUUCGGAGGCUAUAUGUGCGUCUAGUACAAAUAAUUAUCUGAAAGAAAAUAUUCACAAUACUUUAGUACUUAAUGGGGGGACUUCUUACUGGUCAAGUAGAGGAGAGAUUAGUCCUGAUGUGCCUGAGACAUUGACCUAUAAAUUGGUACCGGAGUUGCGUUUUAUUACUAAGAUCAGAAUCCAUCUAAUCCAAGCUUUGGUCCAGGCUGUGCGAUUUCGAAUGUGCCAUUUUAGGGAACCAGAACGAGAGGCUGAUCUUGCAGGUGACUAUGAGCCAUAUCCUACAUCCUUUUGAGGAUCACCUUGUAUGGACAUACACCUCAGAAAAGUUUCCACUGGUUCACGUAUGGUCAGUUCCAGUAUCCAUGAAAUGUAUCAGCCUCUUCCUUUUACCCAUUAUGGAAACGGAUUGAUGGUAUAAUUGAGAGCAGAUUGUAUCUGGAUUCCCCAAGAUUUAACAACUUUGACGGAAUUUGCCAUUGGCAGAAAAAUUGCUUAGGAACGUUCAGUUUACCAGAACCUGUCCCUGGCUCCCUGCCAUUGGUGGAUAUUUGCAAGUUGGAUUUUUGGGUCGGCUUCCUGGCUUCUUAUGUGUGUCCGAAGUCGAAGUCUUGGGACGCGCACUCACAGGUGAUUACAUUCUUGAGCCGAUGGACCAUUUUGGGAAAUACUCGCUGAAAUAUAAACCAGUUAAAGCUACUGGUGGCAAAUAUUAUGAAUGGGGAGAGUCUGGGCGAUGCUGUCAGUGAUGAAACUGUGAUUGAUUUUGUGUGUGCUUAUGAUGACAGACACUCUUCUUACCUUACACCUUGUCUCUGUUAGUAAAUUAGUAUGCUGUAUUAUUUGUAACCUACUUCAAUGGUUAUCUGAAAAAACAAUCAACUUGGAAGAGUGAAACUCAACCUUCUUGUUGCUUACUAAUUACUAUGGGGAUCUUAGA
Papaver somniferum (opium poppy) is the source of this 1406-nucleotide messenger RNA. Its product is annotated as F-box protein At4g00755-like. Bases 132 to 761 code for a protein of 209 amino acids. NCBI's taxonomy places the organism in Eukaryota, Viridiplantae, Streptophyta, Magnoliopsida, Ranunculales, Papaveraceae. Gene Ontology annotation, molecular function: protein binding. The transcript has 5 exons. The record is from RefSeq and is a predicted model, not a curated record.